AAGUUGAGCCACUGAACCUGUGGAAGUCGCGAGGAACUCUGCUCUGCGCAGUGGAUAAACUUUUGUCACUAUGGUGACCACAAAUUUAUAAAAUAAAAUAAAAAACCCGGCACCCAUAUGACAUGAUGUGAAUAUAAAUUAAAAUAUACCUAAAUAUAAAAUAACUCUUACACUGAAAAGGUAGUUAUUUGCGAGGGAUUUUUCCCUUUUGAGAAAUUUCAAUCUUUCUUUUAAAAGGAACAAAUAGAAAGGUGAUACACACACGUGCAAAUUAAUACUGGCGACCAAACGAAAUAUUAUUUAAAAGCCUAUACCGCAAUCAGCUAUGUUUUUGCAGAAUUUCGUCUUUUUAAUUUUUUCAUACUUUUUUGCGCUGCUGUUGGUAUGUCAUCUGCCUCGAAUAUCCGGACAGAAGUCAACCGGUCCACGGUGGCUGAUCGGUGACCGGGAGGCCCACUGCAGCGUCGUCUGCUCGCGGACGCAGGGCAAGCCGGUCUGCGGCUCGGAUGGGCGGAGCUACGACAACGGGUGCGACCUGCAGAAGGCGCGGUGCAAGGACCGCUCUCUCACCCUGGCGCACCGCGGGCGCUGCAGAGGCACGGUCAUUUCAGGUAAAAACUGGGUGCGGAUUGGCCAGCCACCUGCGGCUCCUGCACCAACGUCAUCCCCGGAGGGGAAGGACCUGGCGCUGAGAGACGCGGGGCAGUCGAAGUGCCGCGUGGAGCGGAGCCAGGCGCUGGAGCAGGCCAAGCGGCCGCAGGAGGCCAUCUUCAUCCCCGAGUGCAAGGACGACGGGUCCUUUGCCCAGGUGCAGUGCCACACCCUGACGGGGUACUGCUGGUGCGUCACGUCGGACGGCAAGCCCGUCAGCGGGUCUUCGGUCCACAACAGGACUCCCACAUGUUCAGGAAACUUCCGUGAAUUUAUGGGAACUCAUGCUGGGACAAGUGGACUGUCAGGGUCAGUAACCGAUAAGCCACCGGGGCCGCCUAGCUCGGGGAGAAAAGUCUCUUUCCGUUUCUUUCUCACCCUGAACCCAGAUGACGGGUCGAAACCCACCCCCACCAUGGAGACGCACGUGGUCCCAGAGGGUGACGAGAUCACUGCCCCCACUUUGUGGAUCAAGCAGCUCGUGUACAAGGAAAAGAACAGUUCAAGCACCAGGAAGCCAGAGAAAGUUCCUUCUUGUGACCAGGAGAGGCAGAGUGCCCUGGAGGAGGCCCGGCUGAACCCCAGGGAGGCCAUCUUCAUCCCGGACUGCGGCCCGGGGGGCACGUACCUGCCCGUCCAGUGCCACCAGUCCACGGGCUACUGCUGGUGCGUUCUGGUGGACACUGGCCGGCCCAUCCCCGGCACCUCCACCAGGUACCAGACCCCUGAGUGUGACAGCACUGCUCGCUCACGCACUACUGAGUCAGAGGAUCCCUUUCGGGAGAGAGACCUGCCAGGCUGUCCAGAGGGAAAGAAAGUAGAAUUCAUCACCAGCUUGCUAGACGCUCUCACCACUGACAUGGUGCAGGCCAUAAACUCGCCAGCGCCCUCUGGUGGUGGGAGGUUUGUGGAGCCCGACCCCAGCCACAACCUGGAGGAGAGGGUGGUGCACUGGUACUUCGCCAAGCUGGACAACAACGGCAGCCACGACAUCAACAAGAAGGAGCUGAAGCCGCUCAAGCGCUACGUGAAGAAGAAGGCCAAGCCCAAGAAGUGCGCUCGCAAGUUCAGCGACUACUGCGACCUCAACCAGGACAAGGCCAUCUCCCUGCCGGAGCUGAAGGGCUGCCUGGGCGUCAGCAAGGAUGGAGGCGGCUCAGUGAGCGGCAUCAGCCCGGGGACAAGGCAAGGGACUCGUUUGUUCAUAGGUCGUCUGGUGUGAAGGGGGAUGGGUCUCGCAGCUGAGGCGGGGAGCAGGCGGUGCAGAGCGAGAGCAUCUCUGUGCGUUCAUCCACAGAGAGAGGGACAGCAGAAAACAGAGAGGAAAAAAGUUCCAGUUCUAAUAAAGAAGUGGCACCAAAAUAUUUGCACUUUCUCCUCCCAAUGUUAAGUAUUCUACAUGUUUUUUUUUCCAUUUGAAAGUACGACUUAAAAGUCAGUACAGAAAUAUUGAUUGAUUUUAAAGAGCAAUGCUGAUAGAGAAUUUAAAUGAUUUAAAAGGAGGAAAUUACUUGUCUUUACGUUCAGCUGUGCUGUUCCUCCCAACCAAUGGGGUUUGCCACAGCUAAUUUGUAGGGCAUCACUAAAAUUAACCUCAUUGGCUGUUGACUCUGCAGCAUGUAAUCAGCUACCUAAAAAACCUGAGCAAUCCAAGGCCACGUUCAUGGCUAAAACAAGAUGAUUUCGGCAAGCUUUAAACUGUUCGAUGUACUUUUAAAAAAAGUGACACACUGCUAGGACCGUGUCAGUCUAUAGUCCACGUUUAAUCUGGAAUCUGGCCAUGAUUUCAACCCUUUGUAUGUCACAAUAUUUAUUUUCACUGGUUUGUUACAUCUCACAGAAAUGAACUAGUUUUAAAGCC
Messenger RNA from Anguilla anguilla (European eel), 2512 nucleotides. RefSeq names its product SPARC related modular calcium binding 1 (gene smoc1). NCBI's taxonomy places the organism in Eukaryota, Metazoa, Chordata, Actinopteri, Anguilliformes, Anguillidae. Gene Ontology annotation, biological process: extracellular matrix organization. The transcript has 15 exons. Gene Ontology annotation, molecular function: calcium ion binding; heparin binding; protein binding. The record is from RefSeq and is a predicted model, not a curated record. Gene Ontology annotation, cellular component: basement membrane. The coding region runs from base 326 to 1873 and encodes 515 amino acids.